Molecule: messenger RNA, 588 nt
Organism: Seminavis robusta
Lineage: Eukaryota; Bacillariophyta; Bacillariophyceae; Naviculales; Naviculaceae
Source: the annotation of a GenBank genome assembly
AUGACGGUCCGCACCCCAUCAAGCCUCAGCAACAGCAGUAAGGACCGCUCCGUUCGGUUUUCAGAAGAACAACCAGUGGUUCAUCAUCAGACUCGAGACGGGGAGAAUAAUGAUUUUGUCACGGAAAAAGAACGAGGCUCGUUGUACUACAAUCAACAAGAUUUGCUCCGCAUGAAAGACGAGUGUCAGUUCGCACUCAUGGCCGAUCGCAAGGAUAUCAAGAAAUAUGGUAUUUGUAUGCGUGGUUUGGAACGAAUAGUCGUGACGCGAAGGUAUGCCGAGCAAAGAGAGAACUUCUUUGCCGAUUUCUGGAUACUACAAGGCAAGCUCAAGCAACGCGGAGUCGUUGAGCUAGACGUGUGUCUCUCGGACUACUUGUCUUCAAGAAGCAAAUCAGAUGUCAAGGAGGCAGUCAAGUUGGCCAAACAAGACGAAUCCGCCGCACGAAAAGUAUACAAGGAAGACAAUAUCAAAUGGGAGGACGGUAGCAAAGCCAAGAGAAAAUCGUUGUUGCGAACCUUGGUGCGAGGAUUCCGACCAUUAUCCACGCGAAGUUUGGGUCAUGGCCACAGGGCUCUAGCUGCCUAA